Messenger RNA from Helobdella robusta, 462 nucleotides. RefSeq lists its product as hypothetical. NCBI's taxonomy places the organism in Eukaryota, Metazoa, Annelida, Clitellata, Rhynchobdellida, Glossiphoniidae. Gene Ontology annotation, cellular component: cytoplasm; plasma membrane. Bases 1 to 462 code for a protein of 153 amino acids. The transcript has 5 exons. Gene Ontology annotation, biological process: endocytosis; endosomal transport. Gene Ontology annotation, molecular function: protein binding. The record is from RefSeq and is a predicted model, not a curated record.
AUGGAAAGUCAACUGAAAGUAUCAGAAAACGAGCAUCGCUUUUACUGGGAGCUCUUCAACUUCCUGGAUGGAGACAACUGUGGAAUUUUAUCCAUGAAUCAGGUCUACGAGCUGUUUGUUACCUCAGGCCUGUCUCAAGAAGUACUCCACCAGAUUUUUGAGUUGAGCGGAGCAAAGCAAGCCGGUCACUUCGGUCGAACGCAGUUCUUCAUCGCCCUUAAGUUCAUCGCUGCUGCCCAGAAUAACUUUGCCCUAGUUAACGAAAUCUGGACUGCAGGAAUUGAGUUACCGUAUCCUAGAAACAUCAAAUCCAACUACAACAACAACAGCAUUAUCAACAGUUACAGCAAUUACAACAACCGCAACAGCAGCAGCAACUACAACCACCUCUACAACAACAACAACAGCAACUGCAACAACAACUUCAACAACAACUCCAACAACAACAACAAAUUUUUUUGA